GACCAGCUCUCGGCUGACAUGUACAGCUUCGUGGCCAAAGAAAUCGACUAUGCAAACUACUUCCAGACGCUGAUCGAGGUGCAGGCCGAGUACCACAGGAAGUCGCUGGCGCUUCUGCAGAACGUGCUGCCUCAGAUAAAAGCCCAGCAGGAAGCGUGGAUGGAGAAGCCGUCCUUCGGGAAGCCGCUGGAGGAGCACCUGGCCGUCAGCGGGCGGGAGAUCGCCUUCCCCGUGGAGGCCUGCGUGACCAUGCUGCUGGAGUGCGGCAUGCAGGAGGAGGGUCUGUUCCGCGUGGCUCCCUCUGCCUCCAAGCUGAAGAAGCUGAAGGCCGCCCUGGAUUGCUGCGUGCUGGAUGUGCAGGAGUACUCGGCCGACCCGCACGCCAUCGCAGGAGCGCUCAAGUCCUACCUGCGCGAGCUGCCGGAGCCGCUGAUGACGUUUGAGCUGUACGAGGAGUGGAUCCAGGCCUCCAACAUCCCGGAGCAGGAGAAGCGGCUGCAGGCCCUGUGGAGCGCCUGCGAGAAGCUGCCCAAGGCCAACUACAACAACAUCAGGUACCUGAUUAAAUUCCUGGCCAAGCUGACUGAGUACCAGGACAUGAACAAAAUGACGCCGAGCAACGUGGCCAUCGUGCUGGGUCCCAAUCUCCUCUGGCCGCAGGCAGAAGGGAACAUCACGGAGAUGAUGACGACCGUCUCCCUGCAGAUCGUGGGCAUCAUCGAGCCGCUCAUCCAGCACGCGGACUGGUUCUUCCCCGGAGACAUUGAGUUCAACGUCACGGGGAACUACGGCAGCCCCAUGCACGUGAACCACAACGCCAACUACAGCUCCAUGCCCUCCCCGGACAUGGACCACGCCGACCGCAAGCAGCACGACCAGGCGCGGCGGCCGCUCAGCGUGGCCACGGACAACAUGAUGCUGGAGUUUUACAAGAAGGAUGGCCUUAGGAAAAUCCAAAGCAUGGGCGUCAGGGUGAUGGACACCUCGUGGGUGGCCCGCAGAGGCACCUCGGGGGGGCGCAAGGCAUCUGCCACCCCCCCUGCCACGCAGCCCCCCGCGCCGCCCGCCGAGCUGCCCGGCACACCGCACUCGCCCAUCCCCGAGCAAGCGCCCGAUAUUUCGGCGACCCCCUCUCCUCCUCCCACCAGCUUCGGCUUCCCACCUGCAGCCGAGCGGGCAAGCACGGGUGAUGCGCCGCCUGCUUGGUCGGAUUGCUGCUACAGCCCCCCCCGCCCCGAGGACAAGCGGGGUCCCCCGGCCCCCGGUCCCCAGCCCCGUCCCCUGCCCUGGGCACAGCCCGCCCCGGGGCUCGGCCCCGCACCCCUGCGCCUCUGGGCGGGCUGCAGCCGCAGCCUGCCUCCCCCCCGCCGCUCCUCUUCCUCCCCUCACCCUCUGCUCGUCCCCCACGCUCACCCCAAGCCCUGCUCCCUGCCGGUCCCCACGCAGCGCUCCCUGGCCCCGUGGCACUGCCCGCUCCCCGUCGCUGCCCCCCUGCUCCUGCCCAGCCUCCGGCCCCGAGCGCUGCCCUCUGCCCCCGGGGGCGGCCGCACGCCUGCGGGAGCCAGCCUGGCCAGCACUUUAAAACCCAAGGAGCUCUCCCCCGUCUCCGGGCCGCAGAAGGGCAGCGGGCAGCAGGCAGCGGCCGCGCCGCCGUCCCCCGCCGAGCAGAGCCCGCGCAGCCUGCGCAAAGCCUCCAAGAAGCUGGCGCCCAUCCCGCCCAAGGCGCCCUCGGGGGGCACGUCGGAGCCGCCGGCGGGCCAGCCGUCCCCCGCCAGCCUGUCCCCCACCCCACCGAGCACCCCCGCGCCCUAUGGACUCGCUUACCCGCAAGGCUACUGCCUGGCCUCAGGUCAGCUGUCCCCAGCCGCCGCACCUUCCCCGUCUCCUCCUCCUCCUCCUCUUCCUCCCCUGGGCGGCUCUGUAACCAAAUCUCGACCCGUCCCCAAGCCGAGGCAGAGGCCCUCGCUGCCGCCGCCGCAGCCCCCCACGGCCAGCGCGUCCGGCUCUAGCCCCCAGCCCGCGGAGCCCCCCCUGCUCGACGCCGUGGCCCCCGGGGAGAGCGUGCCCACAGGUCUGGUCCAUUUCGAGAUCCCGUCCAUCCACCUCGGCGUCGAUGCCGCCCUGCGCCGGGACCCGCCGGACGCUGCGCAGAGACUCUCGGUGAAAGCCCCCCCGGAGGAGGAGGAGGACUCGGAGAGCACGGCCCUAUGA
Molecule: messenger RNA, 2211 nt
Organism: Cygnus atratus (black swan)
Lineage: Eukaryota; Metazoa; Chordata; Aves; Anseriformes; Anatidae
Product: rho GTPase-activating protein 44-like
Biological process (GO): positive regulation of GTPase activity; modification of dendritic spine; regulation of dendritic spine morphogenesis
Cellular component (GO): dendritic spine; intracellular anatomical structure; postsynaptic density
Molecular function (GO): GTPase activator activity
Source: RefSeq, a predicted model, not a curated record